AUGGAGCUUGACAUAAAUAAUAAAAGGAUAUCCGAAAAAGAAAAUAAACUAGAAAUUAAUAACAUAAAUAGAAUUAUAUUAGAUAUUCUAUGUUCAGAAGCGAUAAGAAAAAUAAAAUUUAUUCUGCAUGUAUUAAAGGAACUCCUGAAAAAGAAAACGAACAUUUUACAUGUUUAUUUAACCAAUGAUAUCGAUCACUUGUCUACCGAAAAUGAGAAGAAGCAAAUAUUUAACUCGUUGCAAGAUCAAAUCGAAUUAUGCGAAAACGACAGUGACUACAAUGAAAUGAAAAAAAAAAUUGAAAAGUAUAUUGAUUCCUUGAGUGAGACAAAUGAAAUAUUAUGUCAAAAUUCACCAACUGAUAGAAACAUAAAAGAAAAUAGGAAUAAAAUAAUUGAAGAUGGCUCUUUAUUGUUAAACAUAUUUAGAAAAAUGAAAAAAUUAAAUUUCGCCUCUGUCCUAAAUGAGUUAAAUAAUUUCAAGGCCGAAGAGAGCUUGCUUCUGAACUUGAACCAGAAUGUUUAUCACAAAAAACAAAUAAUCAACAUUUUAAAAGAACAAAUAAAAGAGCAAAUAGAAAAUACGAAAAGUAAAAUGAAGUAUAUCCAGGGGCAAAUAGAGAAAAUUGAAAAAAGAAAAAAAAUAUUUUUUGUAAAAUUUAUGCUUUAUUAUAUAUAUAAAGAAGAAUAUGUCCAUGCAAAAAUGGCAAAUUACAACAUGAACAUAAAUUUUAAAUAUGAUUCAACUAAAAAAUCAAAAGAAGACAUGGAAGAACAAUUGAAAGUGUACGAUAACAUUAACGAUUAUAUUAAGAUGUUUCUAAACAAAAGGAAUGAUAAUUUGCAAAAUAUUCAUGACGAGUUAGUUGAGUACUAUGAGAAGGAAAGAUUUGAGAAGAACAAGCAGCUGGAGGAAACCAAAAAUGAAAUUAAUAAUUCUAUUAAAAGCAUCGAAAUGAAGAGGAAUAAAAUAGUUAAAUAUGAAGAAGUAAAUAAAUUAAGAGAGGAAGAAGAAAAGGAGAAAAUGAGAAAAGAAAUUGACGAAAGGGAAUUCUUAAAAGAAUACAAUAAGUCCAUUUUAUUUUUGCAAGAUAUAGGAAGAAAUAAAAUAAAAGAUUACGAUGAGAAAAGGAAAAAAAACUUAAAGAAAUUGGCAGCAAAAAAAAAAAAAAAAAAAAAAAAUUGGCCAUAA
Messenger RNA from Plasmodium malariae, 1191 nucleotides. RefSeq names its product conserved Plasmodium protein, unknown function. The record is from RefSeq and is a predicted model, not a curated record. NCBI's taxonomy places the organism in Eukaryota, Apicomplexa, Aconoidasida, Haemosporida, Plasmodiidae. The transcript is spliced from 6 exons. The coding region runs from base 1 to 1191 and encodes 396 amino acids.